This is a messenger RNA of Leguminivora glycinivorella, 1910 nucleotides long. RefSeq names its product adenosine receptor A2b-like (gene AdoR). Bases 595 to 1563 code for a protein of 322 amino acids. Gene Ontology annotation, biological process: adenylate cyclase-activating G protein-coupled receptor signaling pathway; G protein-coupled adenosine receptor signaling pathway. Gene Ontology annotation, molecular function: G protein-coupled adenosine receptor activity. NCBI's taxonomy places the organism in Eukaryota, Metazoa, Arthropoda, Insecta, Lepidoptera, Tortricidae. The transcript is spliced from 3 exons. The record is from RefSeq and is a predicted model, not a curated record. Gene Ontology annotation, cellular component: membrane.
CUAAAGGGUCGGCGACGCGCAAGUGAUCUGGAGUUGCAAGCGUUCAUAGGUUACGGUGAUUGCUUACCAUCAAGGGGCUGUAUGCUUGUUUGCUACCAUAUGGUUUAAAAAAAUUGGUGAGAUGAAAAACCACCCAUAUUUUACUCCUAACAAUCUUCACUAGCAAAGCGUUAUGGCUGCGAGAAUGAUGACAUAGUUAUAGUAGGUCCUUUCUCAUUGAUAAUCAUUUGUUUUUUCAUGACUUGGCCUCACUUUGAUGAUUCAUAGCAUAGCAGUGACAGCUCAUUCGUUCUCGUUGUUCAAAUAACAGUUUUAACUCGCAUAUCAUAAACCUUAUUGCAAAAGAAUAAAAAUCGUUGAUCAAAGAGUGUUGCUGUAUAAAAUACCCUUUCAAAAAGUUAACAACAAUAACCGUACGUCGUAUUGAGCACCAGUGCGAGAAAAAACGAAAACACUAUGUUAUGUACUCUAAAAUCGUGGAAUUCGCUGCCAUCCUGUCCCCAUUCAUAAACCCGCCCAGUGCAAGGCAACUGUUGCAUCUUGCGUUUCAAACGUGUCUGUGUGUGUAUUUGUAUACUUUCGCGAACGGUCGAGAUGGCGCAGGUAAACACCGCCAGGUGUUGCCAGUUGUUGAAUAUCCCUGCAACUAUGGUUAUAAUCUCCGUGUGCUGGGUCGCCGGAGCCGGCGUGGGUUUCCUGCCGCUGCUGGGCUGGCACGCGGCCGUUGACCCCGAUGUCGGCUGUUAUUUCGUCGAGGUUAUGGAUUACAACUUUCUGCUGUUCCUGUAUUUCGCCACAAUCAUGACACCUAGUGUACUCCUGGCAGCCUUCUACGCGCACAUCUACCGCGUCGUGGUCAAACAGUUGAGCGAGGUUAUGACGGUGCAGGGAACCAAUGGGCGCGUCACGGGCGGGACCAUGCUGCGGGUCCUCGGCGCGGCGCAGAAGCGCGAGGUCAAGGCCACGCAGAACCUCGCCGUCAUCGUCUUCUUCUUCAUGGUCUGCUGGAUCCCCCUCUACACCAUCAACGCCAUCAAUGCCUUUAAACCAGAUCUCCACAUUCCAAAUCUCCUCACGGACUUUUGCAUUAUUCUAUCCCAUCUCAACUCCGCUAUCAAUCCACUCCUUUACGCAUACCACCUCAAAGACUUCCGAGCGGCGUUGAAAGGACUGAUAUGUACAAUACUAGGACGAGGAGGACCAAUCCCACCUGGGUACAGACCACCAGUUCCAAUUAGACGACCGGCGUUAGAAAGAUGCAACGCUUUAAGAGAGAGGCCUAGAAUUUAUGUGAACUCACCGGUUUGGCUUCGUCAGAAAGAAGCGGAGUUAGCUGCGGUGCAGCAAGCUAACAAAGCGAUAGUUCCGGCGACAGCAGAUAUGGAGCCGUUUUUAAAUAAGACCGUCGCUGAAAGUUCCAGCGGGCGGCACACGCCAGAGGGCCGAGAAAGCGAAGGCAGUCCUUACCUCAUAGAAAACGAUCAGGAGAGAUGUCAGAGCCCGUACAGACGGGUAGAGGAGCUCCUCCGCAGAGUGCGCAGCGUCAACUCCGACCACAGCUGACACGAGUCGUGCCGGGACCGCCCGGCCUACAGUUUCUCCUGAACUCAAAGCUUUAAAGCCACGAAGGCGACCUAUUCCAAAGAAUACGACUGCUAUGAGCAGAUUUACUUUUACGGCUGUCAACAUGAUCUAUAUUUAUAAGAAAUUUACUAUUAGCUGAAGUCAUAUUUUUAGAUAUUAAAACGAGAUUUUUCUAGUACAACGUAAAAUCUAUGUGAGUAGAUGUUAUUGCAAAUAUGUUGCAGUGCAAGAAUGGACAUUAUAUUUAAUUAUCUAAUGUUGCUGUUAUGCUUGUCCUGAGAGAAUCGGUCAAUUGUAAUGUUGCUUGUUAAUUAAACAUGCAGUAA